AUGUCCUUUUCUCCAGAGCCAGAGAAAUUCUCUGGCAGGGAAGUGCUCUGCGUGGUACGGCCCCUGAGGCCCCCCUGCUACCCUGGCUCUUGUGUCAGGGGCCCCCGAUCCAAUGCAGCUCCAACCCUGUCUUGGUCUCUGCCAACUAAGGCAUGCUCUCCCUUGCCAGGUGCUGCCCACAAACUGGUGUGUUACUACACCAGCUGGGCACAGAGUUGACCCGGCCCUGCCUCCAUAUUUCCCUGUGACCUGGAUCCCUUUCUCUGCACCCACCUCAUAUUUGCCUUUGCCUCAAUGCACAAUGAUCAGAUUGUUGCUCAGGAUCUCCAGGAUGAGAAAAUUAUCUACCCAGAGUUCAAGAAGCUCAAGGAGAGGAACAGGGAGCUGAGGACACUGCUGUCCGUCAGCAGGUGGAACUUUGGCAUAUCCAGAUGAGAGUUCACCACUAUGCUGUCCGCAUCCACCACCCGGGAGAAGUUCAUUGAUUCAGUCAUAUCUCUCCCGAGGACACAUGACUUUGAUGGUCUGGACCUCUUCUUGUACCCUGGACUAAGAGGCAGCCCCAAGCACGACUGGUGGGCUUUAGUCUUAAUUGAAGAGCUCCUGAUGGCCUUCCAGAAGGAGGUGCUUGCCAAGUGCUCAAGGCUGCUGGUCUCUGCUACUGUCUCUGGGGACCCAAACAUCAUCCAAAUAGCUUAUGAUGUGAGCCUUCUAGGCAGAUUCCUGGAUUUCAUCAGUGUCCUGUCUUUAGACUUACGUGGAAGCUGGGAAGAGUUCAUGGGACACAAUAGACCCCUGUUCUCUAUGCCUGAAGACCACAAAUAUUCAACAUAUGUCAUGAAUUACUGGCGAAAGCUUGGGGCACCCCCAGAGAAGCUCCUCAGGGGCCUCCCUACCUAUGGACAUACCUUGUGCCUCCUUAAAGCUUCUCAGAAUGCAUUGCAGACCAGAGCUGUGGGACGUGCAUCUCCAGGAAAGUACACCAAGCAAGCUGGCUUCUUGGCUUAUUAUGAGAUUCGCUCCUUUGUCCAGAGAGCGACGAAGCACUGGAUUGAUUAUCAAUAUGUCCCAUAUGCCUACAAGGGAAAGGAGUGGGUUGGCUAUGACAAUGUCAUCAGCCUCAGGUACAAGCUAUUGUUCUUAAAGAAAGUUCAUUUUGGGGGAGCCAUGGUGUGGACGUGGACGUUGGACCUGGCUGAUGAGGGCCUUUUCUGUGGUGCUGGCCCCUUCCCCCUUGUUUCCAUGCUGCAUGAUCUCCUUGUGAAGGCUGAGUUCAGCUCAACUAAUUCACCAAAAUUUUGGCUCUCGUCUGCAAUGAAUUCGUCAAGAGCUGGCUCUGAUAGGCUGACUGUGACCAAGGUGUUAACCACUGAUUUGGGGAUUUUGCUCUCUGGAGGAGAGGCUAUGGCCGCUGAGACCUACAGAAAGUCUGAGAUUAUGACCACAAUUCCUAGAUUUGGGAUUGUGACCCCCACAAGGGACACCAUGUCCUUUGGAAAGCAUAGUGUAGCUCUAGAAAGGAAGACUGAGACCCAUGGAGAGAAUAUCACAACCCCUCUGGGCCAUCAGUCUGUGACCCUGGGAAAGAAGAUUAUGACUUCUCAGUAUUUUCUGACUGAGACCCAUGGAGAGAAGAUCAUGUCCCAUAGAAGGAAGGCUGUAGCCCUUGAAAAGCUGCCUAACCCCUCUGGAAAGAAGACAGUCACCCCUGAUGGGCAGACCAAGACUCAAAGAGGAGAGAAUUUGACUUCUGAGGUGGAAACUGACCCCCGAGGCAUGGCUUGGAUGCUCAGGUGGGGGCUGAGAAAAGGAUAUUGCCCUCUGGCCCUGCCGCCUAGUCCCCAGGGCUCCCUCCCCUUGCUUUGGGCCACCUCUUUGUUCCCAGAGAUGGGAACCGUUCCUCUGUCUACAGGGAGACCCUUCCGACAAGGCCUGUAUCUUUAAGUAAAGAAAACCCAGAAAAUUCUGCUGCUGAGCAAGAAGCCUAAGCUCUGUUGGUGGCAGAAGCUGGAGAAAGGCCUUGUCUUUCCUUCUAGGUCACCUGCCAGAAGCUGCCUGGGCCCAGCCAUCCAUAAACCAUUAUGGGCAAAACAGGCCCAAAGCCACAGUGAGUUAAUCUCUUUUCUGUUGAAUAAACUGGAAACACAAGAACCCAUCUGAGUUCUCUGACAUUCUCUUCUUGAAAUGACCUGUGAAACCCAAUUGUCAGCUUCUUCCUUUUGAGGUCACUUAUCCUACUGCUAUUUUUGGAAGGAGGGAGUUUGUGUCUAACGCAAACUGAUGUUAUCCAGUGUGUAUUAUGUGCUUCUCUCUGUCAUGAACAGCAGUUCACCUCACUGUUGGUCAGAGUCAGAAUCUCUUCCAGAGAAGUUUUUCACAGUCCUCAAGAGAGAAGGAAGGAGGAGGGAGGGUUGAGUCUUUCAGUUAUAGUUUCAGCGUGGUAACGUUGUAGUUAUCUCUAGAAAACACCCCUACCUGAUCUCUCCAUAAGAAGUGGUUGAGGUGAAGGCAAAAUGGAGUAUAUUUUUGUGUUGUCUGCACUUCUUCUAGGUCUUCUCCCAAAACACCAGUUCCCACAUACUAUACAGUACAACCUGCAGAGUGUUUCCCUGGGCAAGAUUACCUCUCAUAAAUUAGUAAAGACAUAGGACCUAUUUCUAGCCUCCCCUUCUAGGAGACAAUGAUGUUCAGAGCAGGUGUCAUACCUACCCACUAAUGUCGCUUUUUCUUUGGGAAGUGCAGCCUCCAAGUCUCUAAGAUAAGAUCUCAAAAUAAACUGUCUGCUCCCAUGCAAGCGUGCACACACACACACACACACAGAUGCCUCUCCCCUUCCACAUACCCUUUUCCUUGCUUUUAUCUGGUUUUAACAUAGACAGUCUUCUUCAUCUGAUCAAGACAAUUACUGCUGGAAUCUCUGAACUCGUGUCUUCCCAUUGGAAAGAAGACUUGUCUCACCUAACAACUCUAUAUGAAUUUCUAGAAAGACCCUGAUAGCCUCAUGAGACUCAUGUGGUAAUCCUGGUGCCAGUCACUGCAUCUAUGCAGUAAGGCUGUACAAUUUUUCUGGGCCUAGAUAAUGUUGCCAUCAUUAAGGCCAGACAUGGGAUAGAGCUUUGCCAGUCUAGAGGCAAUUGGGGAAGGAGAAGGGUGAAUUUCUAAGAAAGGAGUUUGGAGCUGACAAAACCUAAUAUAACUCCUCAUAUUAUUAUGAAGGCUUUUUGAAAGAGGAUAUAUAAACAACCAUUAUUUUACUCUCAUUCACUCAUUAAGGUUAGCAGAAGAUUAGGACAAAUUUUCUUUGACAUUUCUUGGUGAAGAUAGAGGCUACCUUAAUAGGAAGAACGGCUAGAAUAUUAGAUGUGAGCUCAAACCAGUGUCUAGAAUCUUGGUGCUGGAAGCUGUCACCUAGAGCACAGCUCUGCCCCAUGCCUGUCUCCCAGGUAUGGCUCAGUGCCGACCACUCUGCGGACCCUGAGUGGUUGGGAGGCAACAAGCAGCAGUUGAAAGGUAGGAAUUCUGCCUGCAGAAUUUAGAGCAAGUCCUCAAGUUGGGACAUUUUUAUCCAUGGCUUUAGCUCGGAGUUUACUGGAAAUGACUGGAAGUGGUUUACUUAAGAUCCUAGAUUUAACUGCCCUUAAUUGGGGUCCUCUAUAUGGGGAAUAAGGACAAUUUUCUGCUGCUUUCCUUUGACACUCACCCUCGAGUCUUCACUGCAAUAUGGUCCCCACCUUCUCCAAAUUUUACUGAUAUCUUUGGAAGGGAAACCAUGACUCCUGGAGGGGACACUAUACUUUUGGAGAGGACCUUGUGCUAACCGCUGGAUGUGGGAUGAUGGGACACAACAAAAGAUGCCAGAUUAGCAGUGAGCACUGAAGUUACAGCCCACCCAGACCUCACCUGCCACUGCCCAGUGUGAGUGCUUGCUAAGUGCUUCAUUAACUUAAGUACUUAUAAUUGUACCAUAAUAAUUAUGGAUAGUUAUGAAUUAAUAACUGAAAAAUUAUAUCACACACAAACUCCUGCAAUCUACCUUGGAAUACCCAAUCUGAGGGUACUAGGUUUCAUGAUCAUAGUCUGUUGUUGGCAAAACUAAAGGCUUUUCCCCCUACACCUUCCUCAGAUGGCUCAGUCCACAAGCCCUCAGAAAUGGCUUCAGUACAUAAAACAAAGUCCUUGGUGGUUGGCAAACACUUAUAUAAGCAUUGCAGCAAGGUCUCAAUGCCUACUUACAAGCUCAGAUCAGGGGCCCCUAGGACUGAGCACCUCCAUCCAAUUCCUUGUCUUCUUUGCGCUCCCUUUCCACCAGGUGCCCUGGGUCAGACCUGAUAACCAUGAGCCAGGAAUUUGAAAAUUUUCAGUUCAUAAGAUUCUAAUAAGGCCUGCUGAGCUCCCCUCCCCCCAACUCUUUAAACUCCUCAUGAAUACUGUGAUAUGAGCAACUGGCCAUGACAGUGGUCUUUUAGACUCUGAUCAUUUCCCAUAAGGAUGUGCAUAUCACAAAUGAUUUACUGAGCUUUGAAAGAAAUGCAUUUGUCACAGAAUGACGCCAGUGCUAUGUCUCCAAGCUCAUCUAGUACUUUGAAGAGAAGGUGUUCAUACAACCCUAAUGGGGGCAGAGUCUUGUGUGUGACUGCUCCCCCCUUUCCGUUCCUGGGUGCAUCAUUUUGACUGAUUAUUGUGAGUGGAGACCACUAUGCUGAGCACAGUGGGGAUAGUUCAGGAACCAGGCUCCUCCAUGACCUUAAAGGAACCAGAGAGAUAAGACAAAUUACUCAACAGAAGUAGCUGAGAAAACUCAGGCUGCUGUGUGCUUUAUAGACAGUGUUUCAUCUGAUGCUGAGAAAGCAGACUCAGAGAGCUUAUGUGCUAUUAUGCUGCAAAGCAGACUUUCCAAAUGCAGUGUUAGGGGAUGGACAAGAGGCUGGAGGCACACGCGUGCGAUGCGAGGUCUUAGGAACUGCGGCAAGGUGCUGGUUCGCUGAUUUCAACGGGGUGCGAAGGGACAGCCGCAAGCCGAGCAGGCAUGACUCGUGAACAGGCACAAGUUGUCUCAGCCUAGGAAAGCAGGCCUCAGAGAAGAUGCUAUGAGCUUUUGUCACUUCCUAAUUUGGAUUCUGAAGAGUCACAGAGAGGGUUGGUUCCUUUCAAAGGGUCAAAAG
This is a messenger RNA of Manis pentadactyla (Chinese pangolin), 5162 nucleotides long. It is a transcript of the gene OVGP1, whose product is annotated as oviductal glycoprotein 1. Gene Ontology annotation, cellular component: extracellular region. Gene Ontology annotation, biological process: chitin catabolic process; carbohydrate metabolic process. NCBI's taxonomy places the organism in Eukaryota, Metazoa, Chordata, Mammalia, Pholidota, Manidae. The record is from RefSeq and is a predicted model, not a curated record. Gene Ontology annotation, molecular function: chitinase activity; chitin binding.